This is a messenger RNA of Striga asiatica, 1185 nucleotides long. NCBI's taxonomy places the organism in Eukaryota, Viridiplantae, Streptophyta, Magnoliopsida, Lamiales, Orobanchaceae. The record is from the annotation of a GenBank genome assembly.
AUGAAGAAACCCAAUCUCCCACUUUUCCUCUAUUUCCUAACCAGCUUUGCCUUCGCAUCCGCGGAUAACCCCCCACUCUAUGCCUCGUUUGUCCAGUGCCUAUCGGAACAAAAAAUUCCAAACGACGUCGCCUCACAAAUAGUCUCCACUCCAAACACGCCCCAAUUUUCCACCGUCUUAAAUUCCUACAUCCGCAACCGCCGCUUCAACACGAGCGCCACCCCUCGGCCCGGCCUCAUCGUCGCCCCCACAUCGGAGGCCCACGUCAGCGCCACCGUCGUCUGCGCCGUGAGGCUCGAAAUCCACCUCAGGAUCCGCAGCGGCGGCCAUGACUAUGAGGGCACGUCCUACGUCUCCGGCGAGAGGAGGUUCGCCAUGCUCGACAUGUCCAACUUCCGGUCGAUCGACGUCGACGCCGCCGGCCGGACCGCCUGGCCGAUCACCAGAAACAGAACCCGAACCGUUCGGGCCACGUUCGUCGGGCAGUACCUCGGCCCGGGCCGAAACCUCCUCAACGUCACGGCCCGUUAUUUCCCCAAGCUGGGCCUGACAAGAUCCUCCUGCCACGAGAUGCCGUGGAUCCAAUCGGUCCUUUACUGGGACGACCGGACCAAUCUCACCCGAUCGCCGGAGGAGCUCCUGAACCGGAACCCCAACUCGGCCGGUUACCUCAAAAGAAAAUCGGACUACGUGAAGAAACCGAUCCCCGUCAACGGCCUGAACCGGAUAUUCGACGAGAUAAUCCGGGGCGGGCAGGUGGGGAUGGUGUUCAACUCGUACGGCGGGGUUAACAGCAGGAUUCCGGCGACGGCGACGCCGUUCCCCCACCGGGACGGGAACCUGUUCAAGAUCCAGUACUCUGUUAGUUGGGACAACGGGUCGGACAGCGAAGAUUUCGUGCGACAAUCGAGAGAGCUGUACGAGUUCAUGACGCCGUACGUGUCGGAAAAUCCGAGGCAGGCGUAUUUCAACUACCGGGAUUUGGACAUCGGAGUUAUGCCGGCCGGCGAGUCCAGCUACGGCCAGGGAAAAGUUUACGGGGAGAAGUAUUUUAAGGAGAAUUUUGAUCGGCUGGUGAAAAUUAAGACAAGGGUCGAUCCUCGAAACUUUUUCAGGAACGAGCAGAGUAUCCCGACCGCCCAAAGAGGCGGCGGCGACGCUGUCGGUCGCCGAGUCAAUGCUUGA